AUGGAAGGGUCUCAAUCUAGAGACAAGCGCACUGCCGAAAAUACCGAGGCUUGGAUCCUCGGGAGUGGAACUGCAUCUUUAGCAACAGCGCUUUAUCUUAUCAAGCACCACAAGGUACAGCCACCCAGGAUCCACGUUCUGGAUAAGCAUGAGUCUGUGGAACAAGGGUCACAUUAUAAGGGCAAUGCUUCAGAAGGUUACGACCAAUUUGCAGGGUGCCUGCCCGUUCCCGGCGGCGUACAUAUGAAAGAGCUUCUUGCUAUGAUUCCCUCGACAAAAUCGGAGGGACGAUCCAUUCUGGACGAGAUCCAGAAGGCCGAGGCGGACCGUCUUUCUGCAAAGGAGGUUAAUCGCACCAGUUUUCUGGUCCAAAAGAAUGGCGUUAUGGAACAUAUACCUAUCGAUUCAUUGAACUUGAGCUUUAAGAACCGGAUUUCUUUGUUACGCUUUCUGCUCAGACGGGAGAAAUCUUUGGCGAAAAGUCAAAUUCAAGAUUUAUUUUCGAAUAGCUUCUUUGAAUCCGCCUUUUGGGCAGUUUGGUCAGCCCAGUUUGGUUUUCAGCCAUGGCACAGCGCAGCAGAGUUCAGACGUGCUGUUUGCCAGUAUCUUCCUGAGAUCCAUGGUUUGAGAAUCCUGGAUUGCCUUGAUAUUACAGGCUAUUAUCAAUUCGAGUUCUUAUACCGACCCAUAUAUAGUUUUCUUAAGAGUUGUGGUGUGGAUUUCCGGUUUCGGACCGAAGUCAAAAACAUCGAGGUCGCCCAGAACAGUAACCAGCGAACCAUUACUGGAUUGGACCUUAUCCAGGACCAACUCGGAUUGCAUACAAGUCUUGGAAAAAACGAUAUCGUUCUUGUCAAUUUGGGCUCCACUAUUUCAGGUUCAACAAUAGGUACGAAUGAUACGCCGCCAACGUGGCAUUCAAUCACUGCAGAUGAUAUGCUAGACCAAAAUUGGUCAGCAUGGCUGGACCUGGGCAACAAAAAUCGUGAUUUCGGUAGCCCUUACAAUUUCUGCACACGCCAAUCCGAAUCAAUCUUGGAAUCCUUUACAAUCACUACGGAGGAUGUUAAAUUUUUCGAUAAGCUUAAGGAGAUUUCACGAUGCACUUCCGAGGCCGGGGCGUUCAUCUUUUUAAAGGACAGUCGGUGGAGAAUGAGCCUAUGCAUUCCAUCCCAACCGGUAUUUACAGAGCAGCCGCGAAAUAUCCGCGUUCUUUGGGGCUUAGCGCACUUGCCAGAAUGCAAAGGAAAUUAUGUGGACAAACCAAUGCUUUGGUGUUCAGGCACGGAUAUCAUGGCUGAGCUGCUCAACCAUCUGGGCCUUAAUCACCAGGAGCCCAUGCAACGCACUAUUACCAUUCCACGCGCAAUGCCCCGGAUGAGUGCUAUAUUACUAACGAGAGCUCUAAAUGACCGACCUCAAGUUAUACCUCAGGCUUUCGCCAAUGUCGGCCUAGUCGGACAGUUUGUAGAGAUCCCACGACGUACCUGCGUUGACAUCAGUUACAGCAUUCGUGCAGCGAAAAUGGCUGUCUCUGGUCUAAUGGGCUCCCCCACAUUUAUCGAACCUUCAACAUCAAUGGUUUCCGCUGUCUGGAAAAUUAUGUUAGGUAAGUGA
Talaromyces rugulosus is the source of this 1617-nucleotide messenger RNA. RefSeq lists its product as uncharacterized. Bases 1 to 1617 code for a protein of 538 amino acids. Gene Ontology annotation, biological process: fatty acid metabolic process. The record is from RefSeq and is a predicted model, not a curated record. The transcript has 2 exons. Lineage: Eukaryota; Fungi; Ascomycota; Eurotiomycetes; Eurotiales; Trichocomaceae. Gene Ontology annotation, molecular function: FAD binding; oleate hydratase activity.